Molecule: messenger RNA, 3261 nt
Organism: Solanum dulcamara
Lineage: Eukaryota; Viridiplantae; Streptophyta; Magnoliopsida; Solanales; Solanaceae
Product: putative calcium-transporting ATPase 13, plasma membrane-type
Exons: 3
Coding region: 44-3109 (1021 amino acids)
Biological process (GO): calcium ion transmembrane transport
Cellular component (GO): membrane; intracellular membrane-bounded organelle
Molecular function (GO): ATP hydrolysis activity; P-type calcium transporter activity; ATP binding
Source: RefSeq, a predicted model, not a curated record
UUCUUCUUUCCUAGGUUAUAAACGCAACUAAUUCAUGCACUGAAUGCAACUCGAUAAAAUUCAAUAUUUAACAGCAGUAAAAAAAAAAUUGUGUUUGUGCAAAGAAAUCCUAAUGGCUAUACACACAUCUAAGUACAGUGAUACCAUCAUGUUUUUAAGCAAUGAAAGGGACAGUUACCUUGGAAAACCACACAAGAGACUGCAGUUGGUUUUUAGAGCCAUAUAUUUUGUGGCUUUCUUGAACAAGAAAAGGAUUGAUAGAAACACACUUGUCCUUUCCCAGGUGUUGCACGAUCAGUCCCACAUUAUCGACAUCAAUGAUCAUGAGAAGCAACUUUUUCAUGGAAUAAACAAAGAAGCACUUGCCAAGUUGGUCAGAGAGAGAGACUUCAAUGGUCUCCUUCAAUUUGGAGGAGUGCAACAAGUCGUAGUAAUUCUUGGAUCAGACCUGAAAGAAGGCAUAACAAUGCAUGAGAAUGAACUCAAACAAAGGAAGGUAACUUUUGGUUCCAACAUUUAUGACAAGCCACCAGCCAAGAGUUUCUUGAGUUUUGUAGUUGAAGCGUUCAAAGACACCACCAUUAUCAUCCUUCUGGUAUGUGCUGUUUUGUCACUUGGCUUUGGGAUUAAACAGCACGGGCCUAAGGAAGGAUGGUAUGAUGGCGGAAGUAUCAUCGUUGCAGUUAUUCUUGUCCUUGCAGUCUCUUCUAUCAGUAACUUCAAACAAAGCAGACAGUUUCUGAAGCUUUCAGAUGAGAGCAAGGAUAUAAAAGUGGAAGUAGUGAGAGAUGGACGUAGACAGGAAGUAUCAAUCUUUGAUAUUGUUGUGGGUGAUGUUGUCUGUCUCAAAAUUGGCAAUAAGAUUCCAGCAGAUGGACUCUUCUUGGAUGGCCACUCGCUGCAAGUAGACGAGUCCAGCAUGACAGGUGAAAGUGACCACAUUCAAAUCAACGAGACACAAAACCCCUUUUUGGUCUGCGGAACAAAGGUAAUGGACGGAUAUGGACACAUGCUUGUCACAUCGGUAGGUGCAAACAAUGCAUGGGGUCAGAUGAUGUGCACAAUAACAAAUGACAAGAAUGAGCAAACACCACUGCAAAAUCGGUUAAAUAAACUUACCAAAUAUAUCGGGAAUGUUGGUCUGUUGGUGGCUUUUCUUGUUCUAGUCACCUUAAUGAUCCGUUACUUCACGGGACAUACUGAAAAUGACAGUGGACAGAAGGAGUUUGUAGGUAGCAAAACCAAAGCAGAUGAUAUAAUGAAUUCCUUGAUUCGUAUAAUUGCGGCAGCAGUAACCAUCAUAGUGGUUGCAAUUCCAGAAGGUUUGCCAUUGGCUGUCACGCUAACCUUGGCAUACUCUAUGAGAAGAAUGAUGCUCGAUCAAGCGAUGGUCCGCAAACUAUCUGCCUGUGAGACAAUGGGAUCAGCAACCACAAUCUGCACAGACAAAACUGGUACUCUCACCUUAAACCAGAUGCAGGUAACUGAAUUUUUGUUAGGAACAGAAAUGAUUAUGACGACAUCACAGAUAGCACCUGAUGUUGUUGAGUUGUUACAAGAGGCUGCUUGCUUGAAUACUACUGGUGAUGUUUAUACAACACCUUCUGGUCCUCCAGAAAUAUGUGGAGGCCCUACUGAGAAAGCGAUUCUAUCAUGGGCCGUGACCAGUGUACUAGUGAACUUUAAUGAAUUAAAGCAAAAGUAUCGAAUCCUCCAUGUUGAAGUUUUCAAUUCACAAAAGAAAAGAAGUGGGGUACUAGUAGCAAAAAAUAGUACGGGAAAAGUUCAUACACAUUGGAAAGGUGCUGCUGAGAUGAUUCUAGCUAUGUGCUCCACUUAUUAUGUCAAAAGUGGAAUAGUUGCACCUAUAGGUCAUGAAGAAAGAAAAGAACUUGAGUUUAAAAUUGAAUAUAUGGCAAGCAAGAGCUUGCGAUGUAUUGCGUUUGCUUACAAAGAAAGCAAUGCAGAAAGGCAAAUUCUUGAAGAAACUGAACUAACCUUACUGGGUCUGGUGGGUCUGAAGGACCCAUGUAGGCCUGGUGUUAAAGAGGCAGUAGAAUCCUGCAGGGCUGCUGGUGUUAGCAUCAAAAUGAUUACUGGGGACAAUGUGUUUACAGCCAAAUCAAUAGCUUUUGAAUGUGGAAUACUCCAACCAGGUGAAGACUUGAAUAUUGCAGUAAUUGAAGGACCAGCAUUCAGGAAUUAUUCACAAGAAGAGAGAAUGGAGAUUGUCGAAAAAAUACGAGUGAUGGCAAGGUCUUCACCAUUUGACAAGCUUUUGAUGGUUGAAUGCUUGAAGCAGAAAGGCCAUGUUGUAGCGGUUACAGGCGAUGGAACAAAUGAUGCUCCUGCACUAAAAGCAGCAGAUAUUGGACUUUCCAUGGGGAUCCAAGGCACAGAAGUCGCAAAGGAGAGCUCCGAUAUAGUUAUCCUGGACGACAAUUUCAAUACAGUGGUCACAGUCUUGAAGUGGGGUAGGUGCGUGUAUAACAACAUUCAAAAGUUUAUUCAAUUUCAACUCACAGUAAAUGUUGCUGCCCUUGUUAUCAACUUUGUUGCUGCUGCUUCAUCUGGAGAACUCCCUCUGACAGCAGUCCAACUUCUGUGGGUGAAUCUCAUAAUGGAUACUCUGGGGGCAUUAGCUUUGGCAACUGAGCGACCCAGUAGCGAUCUAAUGAAGAAGAAACCAGUUGGACGAACUGAACCUCUGAUAACUAGUGUGAUGUGGAGGAAUCUCCUUGCUCAAGCCUUGUAUCAGGUUACAGUGCUAUUGAUCCUGCAGUUCAAAGGAAGUGCCAUCUUUCAUGUGAAUAAGAAGGUAAAAAACACCUUGAUCUUCAAUACUUUUGUCCUCUGUCAAGUCUUCAACGAAUUCAAUGCAAGGAAUUUGGAGAAGAAAAACAUAUUCCGUGGAAUACUGAAGAACAGACUAUUUGUUGGGAUAGUGGGAGUGACAAUAGCUCUCCAGGUAAUUAUGGUUGAAUUCCUGAGGAGGUUUGCUGAUACUGAAAUGCUGAACUGGAAGCAAUGGGCUGCAUGCAUAGGGAUUUCAUCAUUGUCAUGGCCUAUCGGUUGGAUUAUAAAGUGCAUUCGUGUAUCCAACAAAUGAAAAUUUCGACCACUAAAGUUGCAGCAAAAGACACAAGAAACUUCAAGUAGCUCCUCUUUUUUAUUUUUUUUCGUCCAAUCUUUACAUUAUAAUAGGUUAAAUAGCUUGUCCUCUUUUUUGUUUUUAAAUUUAAGCUUUUCUUUCAUUUCUAA